AACAGGAUGCUGGCAUGCAGGAUGGGAAAAGGCUGACUCCCAGCUGGGGAACCUUGGAGAUUGGAAAGCUGAACACUCCCAGAAUUGCUUAAUGACAAUGAAAACUGAUUUUUUUGUUACUUGUUCUUCACUCUGAGUAGUGCUGUGUAGAUUUCUGGAUACUUUUGAUUUAGUUUGUCUAACUUUGGAUAAAAGUAAAGCUUCACCGCCUCUUGUGUAACAGGUUGCAAAGGAAGAUGAAAAAGUUUAUUAUCCUUUUCUUCCUGAUCUUGGCUCCAGCCUCUGCUUAUAAAGAAGAUUUCAAGAGAAAGCUAAAUCUUUCACCAAACAAUAACAUUCAUAAACGACUUAAGAGAGACUGGAUUUGGAAUCAAAUGUAUAUCUUGGAAGAGAAUAACGUACCAUUACCACAUUAUGUUGGCAAGGUCACGUCAAGUGCAGGGAAUAAGAAUGCUAAGUAUGUUCUUGAGGGGGAAUAUGCCAACACCAUCUUUAAAGUCCAUGAAAACACUGGAGACGUGUAUGCGUAUGAGAAGCUGGACCGAGAAAAGAAAUCAGAAUAUAAGCUGACAGCGUUUUGUAUUGACAGAACAACCAACAAAUCACUGGAAAAGCCAUCCACUUUUAUCAUCAAAGUUUUUGAUGUUAACGACAACGUUCCUGUGUUUGUACAAAAAUCAUUCAAUGGUUCUGUCCCAGAAAUGUCACCAGUAGGAACUUCAGUCACGAAAGUGACCGCAGUGGAUGCUGAUGAUCCUACAGUUGCAGGUCAUGCCACUGUCAUCUACAAAGUCAUUCAAGGAGAGCAUUAUUUCCGAGUGGAUGAAUUUGGAGUGAUUUCUACAGCCACAGCUGAUUUAGACAGAGAGACUCAGUCUACCUAUGAAAUUGUUGUUCAAGCAAAAGAUUCUCCAGGGUUUCACGGAGGAGAUUCAAGCACUGCGACAGUCACCAUUACUUUGACCGAUGUCAAUGACAACUUCCCAACAUUUCAACAACAAUCGUUCCACUUUAAAGUCCCUGAAAAUGUUCGAGUAGGAAGUGAAGUCGGCAGAUUGGAAGUAGAAGACAUUGAUGAGCCACAAAACAGGAACACAAAGUACCGUUUUGUCAGAGAACAUUAUGGAGACACCUUUGAAAUUAUACCAAAUGCAGUCACUAAUGAAGGAAUAAUUAAGCCAAAGAAGCCAUUGGACUAUGAAAACAUAAAAGAGUACAAGUUUAACGUUGAAGCAACUGAUCCAACGAUAAAUAUGCGUUUUUUCAAGCCUCGUGGGCCAAAGAGCAUUGCAGCAGUUACCAUUGAAGUUCUUGAUGUUGAUGAGCCCCCCGUCUUUUCUAAGCCAUCAUAUGUUUAUACGAUAAAAGAAAACCUCUCCCCAAAAAACCCACUUGGCACUGUUUUGGCAAUAGAUCCCGAUGCAGCAAAACGGAAAAUUAGAUAUACCCUCCGAAGAUCCAGCCCUAGUGGGGACUAUGUCAAAGUGUCCAAUAACGGAAAUAUCUUCAUCUCAAAGCCCCUGGACAGAGAAACCAGCGCCUGGCAUAAUUUAACUGUGGCAGCCCAAGAAAUCAUUGCAGACAAUAAACUGUCUGAUGUAGAAUCACAUACACAGGUUUAUAUCCAAGUUCUCGAUCAAAAUGAUAACCCUCCAGAACUUGCUUAUCCUUAUGAGCCCAAAGUGUGUGAAAAUGCUGCACCAGGAAAGGUAAUAAUCACGAUUUCAGCUACUGACAAGGACGAAAUGUUACCUGGUGUUCACUUCAACUAUUCCCUGGCCACAGAAGACAGCAACUUCACAUUGGUGGAUAAUCACGAUAACACAGUUAAUGUCACUGUCAAAUAUGGACAGUUUAAUCGUGAGCUGGUGAAAAUCCAUUACUUGCCUAUCAUCAUCUCGGACAAUGGUACGCCUGAACUGAACAGCACAAACAUACUUUCCAUCAGUGUCUGCAAGUGUGAUAGCAAUGGAGAAUUCACUUUUUGCGAAGAGGCAGCUAAGCAAGUUGGAGUUAGCAUUCAGGCGCUGGUGGCAAUUUUUAUCUGUAUCUUCACAAUCCUUGCAGUAAUCACAUUGCUCAUCAUUCUGAGAAAGAGGCACAAAAAAGAUCUGAAUGUGCUCCGGAAGAACGUGGCAGAGAUUCAUGAGCAGCUUGUCACCUAUGAUGAAGAAGGGGGUGGUGAAAUGGAUACCACCAGCUACGAUGUGUCUGUGCUCAACUCUGUCCGUAGGAAUGGCAUGAAACUAGAGGCUGGGCCCCGCCUGUAUGCGCAGGUCCGGAAGCCGACAGGAAAUGGAAUUUCAGGCACUGGAGAAAUGGCAAUUAUGAUUGAGGUGAAGAAGGAUGAAGCUGACAAUGAUGGGGAUUUGCUGCCAUAUGACACCCUUCACAUUUAUGGCUAUGAAGGUGCUGAGUCCAUUGCAGAAUCUCUUAGCUCUUUGGAGUCGGGAUCCUCAGAUUCAGAUAUCGAUUAUGACUUUCUAAAUGACUGGGGUCCCAGAUUUAAAAUGUUAGCUGAACUGUAUGGAUUGGAGCCAAAUGAAGACUUUGUGUAUUAAGGUCAAAACACCUUGUUUAGAUUUUUCCUCCCCUGGAGACAGAUAGUAAAACCAAGAAGCAACCAAGUUGCAAAAGGAGACUCAAUAGCUCUUUACUCAAGCAGCACAGGAUGUGACUAUGAUUCUAGAAACCAAAAACUCAGAGGAUUUAGGGUUAAAAAAAAAUGCAGCAAAAUCCAUUUUUUUAAAAUUAAUGACAUUGUUCUCGUCCUGUUCCCCUAGCAGUUAGCUCAGCUAGCACCCUGGUUCUUUCAAUGAUACUAGCUCUCUAUGGCCCACAGGUGGGCUCUACAGAAAAUGUCUUUUGAGUCUUUACUGCCCAGCACUUGUAAAAGUUUUCCAUAUAUAUACUGAUGCUUACAGCAGCAUGGCCCUUAUUUUUUCCAUUCCCCGUGUAUUACAACCUGUUUUAUCAAUGUGAAAUUAAGAAUGGAGGAGCAUAGAGGCUCUAGGAAGGAAUAUAUUGUGCUGGCACAUGUUCCAAACCUUCUCCCACAAUGUCUGCAGGGCCUUCUGUACCAUCUUGCAUGGCUAAUCCAUGCCUUUGCUUACACAACAAAUCAUCAUGUAAUAUUGAAGAUCAUUUCAUGAUAUUCAGAGAGUCGUGAUUUCUCCCUUCUUAAUUCAUUGAUUACCCUUCUCCUCCAAAAACGGGUUACUGCAGGAAACUAGGAGAAGGCUUUGGGUUUUUUAAAAAACCAACGUAGUGGUUUUACUUGGUUUAGUUGGUCAUUUUUAAAAAGCCUCACUGUGGGGAUUUCUGGCCCAGUCCUGCAAUACUAAAAUCUCUUUAUCCUCAAGAAAGGAAAAUCAUUUGUUCUAACUAAUGCUAUCCAAUGGAAUAUACCCUGCCAGGCAGAGAACCUACAUAUCAGGAGGAAGCUUAAGGCUCCAGAACUGUAGGUCUUACUAGAUUGAAAAACAAUUAAAUCACACAUAUUAGCGGCUAAGCAAGUGUAGGAGGGGUGCUGGAGUUUUCUUUUUAAUAUAGUUGAAGGAAUUCAGCUAUUUCAGGUUAAAAAAAAUUAAGGGGGGGGGUCUCACUACUGUGAAUUUUGUUUUUAAACAGGUACUGUAAAACGGGUAUUUUCCACCUAGGAAAGUAUUGGGGACUUCCAGACUAGACUACUGUAUCUGUGUACUCUACUGUUUUUCCAAAAGAGCAAGGCAUGAACAUAAGCAAGGUUUUGGGUGCCACAGCUUCUAUGCCCCUGAUCCUGCAAAGACACAUUCACAUACUUAACUUCAUGCACAGCAGGAAGUCAUCCUAUUCAACCGAAUGCAAGCACACACUGCAUAAAGUCAACCAUACAUGUACGUUUUUUAGGAUCUAGUCUAGUGAUGACAAUGGGCUGGCUCUGCUCCCAUUGAUGUAAGACUCACAUGGAUUUUAAUGGGAACAGGGUCAAUGAGAUACCCAGUUUUGCAGGAUCUGUAGGAAAUAGUUUAGCUGAUCCGUUGUUUUAAGAUUGGAUUGUAUAUAAUAGUAGCUAAGCCACAUAUUAAAGUCUUCUUUUUCAAAUCAGUGUUGUGGAACUUCACUGAUUUGCUUUCACUAAGCCAUGUAUCCCAUAACUAAUGCACAAAAAACAACAUCUUUUUCAGUGAAGAGUUAGUAGAAAGGGUAUUAAAGCUGCAUGUUGGUUUCAUUAUUACUUCACUACUUUUUCAAAAUAGACUGUACAACUUUUAGUGGGACACAAUGACCAAUUAUUCAGAUGUACUACACUUUCCAAGUACAGGCCUGAUCCAAAAUCCUUUGGGAGCCUUCCCAUCAAUGAUAGAUCAGGCCUGUUAUGAAUAAUGUAUAUUUGGGAUUAUUUAUCCUUCUUUUUAAAAAUAUUGUGUUUGUUCAUUUAAUCGUCAAUUUGCAAGUCCAAUCCUCAAUGUAAGUUAGUGAAGUUCUACUGAUGAUUGUGUUAUAAAGAGUUCUUACUAAUCAUUGUAUGUUAAGAUUUUCAUGUGUAAUUACAGUGUUGCUAUUCUACAGGAGAGGUUAGCUAUAAAAUUAUUCAAUGCCAUAACUAAAGAUUCUCCUGUAAACAGCAUCCAGAUAACAUUUUCUAUAAUCAUGUGGGGAGAGGGGAUGGUAGUCUGUGUUAUUAACAUUAUUGUGAGAAAUAUUGUAAUGAUCUUAUCAUACAUCAAAGAUGUUUGCACUGAAUAUUUUCUUUUUUGUUGUUGUUGUGUUUGUUUUGGUUUUGUUCUGAAUUACAUAAAAGCCAAAUUCAGGUGUAAUGUUAUUUCUUUGUGAAUUAAUAAGCUGUAUGCAUAAGACAUUAACAGGCUACUGGGUGCCUUGUGGGCAGGAGCAAUACACAAAGUCCCCUGGCUGCCCCUACAUCUAAGAGCCAGAGGAACAUGCCAGUCACUGUGGUGAACUGGACUUUUAAUGACAGUCAGCUGUGCUGACUGGAACCUCCAAUGUCCUUUUUCAGCCAGGCAUUCCUAUAAAAAAAACCAGACACCUGGCCACCCUAGUUGGCAGUGGCAUGGCCCAACAUCUCCCUAAUAUUUCUAGUCCCACCACAUCAGAAACAAGGGACUAGGCAAGGGCACAUGGGACUGGGCAAAGGUACAUAAUCCUGUACAAAACACAGUCAUUUUGCCGCAUUGCCUCUAUGCCCGGAUUUAGACAACACACAACAGAUGAGUAAACAGCUAUGGCAGAAAGGAAAGAACAGACUAAGGAGAGGAAGUUGUGUUUGCAGAAGAUACCAGUAAUGUGUUUUAAGUCACUAUCAAUUGUAUCCAGCCAUCUGUGAAUAUUUAAGACCCCCAUUCAAAGAUCCUUACAUUCAGUGGUUUAGACAACACUCCUUUAUCAUCUUUUUUCUUUGUUCAUUUUCAAUGAAAGAUUGUGACAAUUUUUUUAAAAGAAACUUGCCUGGACUGUUGGCAUUUACACAAAUAUAAAUAAAUUUAAUACUGUCAGUUCUUUCAGAGCUAAUUGUCAGGAGCAGAAUAAUAUAACAGUUUCACAUUACCGAAAUUUAGUGUGUAUUGUAGUAAAAGCACAAUACUUAUGUCAAUUAAGGGUUCCAAUUAAAUGCAUUUUUCCAAAGAAAGUUUAAAUAUUUAUCUGCAUUCAUUUUGCUUUUACCAAAGAUUGUUAUGUGGUAUCCAUUUAAUUAAAACAUACAUUU
Pelodiscus sinensis (Chinese soft-shelled turtle) is the source of this 5707-nucleotide messenger RNA. It is a transcript of the gene CDH5, whose product is annotated as cadherin 5. Gene Ontology annotation, cellular component: adherens junction; plasma membrane; bicellular tight junction. Gene Ontology annotation, biological process: adherens junction organization; cell morphogenesis; calcium-dependent cell-cell adhesion. Lineage: Eukaryota; Metazoa; Chordata; Testudines; Trionychidae. The record is from RefSeq and is a predicted model, not a curated record. Gene Ontology annotation, molecular function: cadherin binding; beta-catenin binding; calcium ion binding.